GUAGCAGUUGUACCGUAUAAUUUAUCCAUAAUGGGCGGACGAAAUAGAGUCCACAAUAAAAUGGUAGGUUUGGAAAAUUCUAAAUGGGCAUUGGAGGGAACAAAUGACAGCUGUGUCCUGUGUGCCUUCAAUAAUUCUUGUUUUUUUCAUCGUAGGUAGUUGAUCUUCUUCCUGUGUGCCACAGUUGACCACCAUCUCCAACUUGCUCUGUCAAUUUCCACGCAAUCGUUCAAGAGAAAAAAAACCAUGGCGGCUUCUUCCACGGCACUUCCGCAACCUCAGAUCUUCAUUAAUUUCCGGGGGAAGGAUUUACGCUGUGGAUUCGUCAGCCAUCUCGUCCGUGCCUUCAAAAGGAAGAAGAUCAAUGUAUUUAUCGAUGAAAGGGAGGAUAGAGGCCAACCUUUAGAUUCUCUUUUUAAAAGGAUAGAGGGGUCCACAAUCGCCCUUGCUGUAUUCUCCGAAAACUAUCCCGAAUCAAGAUGGUGCUUACAAGAGUUGGAGAAGAUGAAUGAGCGUAUGGUGGAAGGCAACCUAGUGGUGAUUCCCAUCUUUUACAAGGUGGAGCCAUCCACAGUGAGAUACUUGAAGGGAAAUUUUGGGGAUAAGUUAUGGAUUAUGGCCAAGGGUGAUGAGAAGAUUAAGAAGUGGGAGGAAGCCUUGAGAUCGAUUCCUAAUCUAUUCGGCAUCACUGUGGACGAUAGAAGCGACGAGGGCCAAGCAGUCAAUGAAGUUGUGAAGGCGGUUAAGUCAGUCCUGUUCAAAGUUUCGCUGAUUGGGAGCCAAGGUGUUUCUAUUCAACCUUCAAUUAACAGUGACGCGGGAACUUCCUCUGGAGGAGACAAGCACAAGGCUUUUGGAGUGAAACUACGGCUGAAAGAGUUGGAAGAUAUGUUGGGUUGUGAUAAAUACAAAGGAACUCGUAUCAUUGGAGUUGUUGGGAUGCCUGGGAUAGGUAAAACCACACUCAUGAAAGCGCUCUUAGAGAAGUUGCAGUUUAAGUUUAUGAAGCACGCUCUAGUUGAGAAUAUCCGUGCAAAAUCAGAGGACCCUGGGUUAGAUUACUUACCCACAUUGCUUUUGGAAGACUUACUGGGGGUGGAAGAUCCUUUCACAGACAAUGUUGAGGACCCGUACGAAACGUACAAGCCUCAAUUGCUUAGACGCAAGGUUCUUGUUAUUCUGGAUGGUGUUAGUCAAAAGGAACAGAUAGAUGCUCUUCUCAGGAAAGGUGACUGGAUUAGUGAAGGAAGCAGGAUUGUCAUUGCAACAAGUGACAUAUCCUUGAUAAAUGGUCUGGUUCACGAUACUUACAUGGUCCAGAAUCUGGACCACAGGGACAGCUUAGAGCUCUUUAACUACCAUGCCUUUGGUGACGCUCAAGCCAAUCCUCCCAAUUACACAAAGCUGAGAGAGGAGGCUUUACAUUACGCCAGAGGACAUCCACUUGCUCUCAAAAUGUUGGGUAGAGAGCUUAAGAAUCAAAGUAUGGCUCAGUGGAAAUCGAGUCUGGAGAAACUCGCCCAGAGUCCAAUCCCUGAUAUUGGAAGUGUCUUCCAAAUGAGUUAUGAUGAACUGAGUUCAGAGCAGAAGGAUGCGUUUCUUGACAUAGCUUGUUUUAGAUCGGAGAAUGUGGAUUAUGUAGAAAGUUUACUGGCUUCACCUGACCCCGGAUCUGCUGAAGCAAUGAGUGCAGUAAAAGCUCUCACGCAUAAGUUCUUGAUUAAUACUUGUGACAGUCGAGUGGAGAUGCAUGAUCUACUGUAUACUUUUUCAAGAGACCUCGAUUCCAAAGCAUCCACUCAAUAUGGUAACAGAAAACGGAGGCUGUGUCUCCAUCAAGACAUAAUCAAGGACGGUGUAAUCAAUGCGCAAAAUAAGAUGCAAGCUGCCAAUGUCCGAGGUAUUUUCCUAGACUUGUCUGAAGUGAAAGGUGAAACGAUCUUAGACUGCGACCACUUCAUAAGGAUGGUUAAUCUCCGGUAUCUCAAGUUCUACAAUUCUCAGUGUCCGCAGGAAUGUAAAACCAACAAUAAGAUCAAUAUUCCUGAUAAACUUAAGCUACCACUGAAAGAGGUUAGAUGCCUCCACUGGCUGAAAUUCCCACUGGAGGAACUUCCAAAUGAUUUCAACCCGGUGAAUCUUGUUGACCUUAAGCUGCCCUUCAGCGAGAUUCGACAACUUUGGAAGGGUGACAAGGAUACACCUUUCUUAAAGUGGGUUGAUCUCAGUCACUCAAGUAAAUUGUGCAGCUUGUCAGGGUUAUUAAAGGCUAUAGAUCUUCAAAGAUUGGACCUUGAAGGCUGCACAGCAUUAAAAACUUUGCCAGGUGGUAUGAGAAAGAUGAAAAAGCUUGCUUUCCUGAAUCUGAAAGGUUGCACAAGUCUCGAAUCUAUUCCAGAGAUGAGUUUAAUUUCUCUGAAAACUCUUACUCUCAGUGGCUGCUUGAAUUUUAAGGAAUUUCCGUUGGUUUCAGAAAAUCUUGAAAUUCUAUACUUGGAUGGUACAGCAAUAAGUCAGCUUCCUGAGAAUAUGGAGAAGCUACAGAGACUUGUUGUAUUGAAUAUGAAAAGUUGCAAAAUGCUUCAGAAAGUCCCAGUCCGGGUUGGUGAGCUGAAAGCUCUUCAGGAACUGAUACUCUCUGAUUGUUUAAAUCUCAAUUAUUUUCCAGAAAUCAGGAUGAGCUCUUUAAACAUUUUACUUUUGGAUGGGACAGCCAUUGAAGUGAUGCCACAAUUACCCUCAGUGCAGUACUUGUGCUUAAGCAGAAAUGACAAGAUCACAUGUCUUCCUACUGGCAUCAGUCAACUUGUUCAACUAAAGUGGUUGGAUUUGAAGUACUGUAAGAGUCUUACAUCUGUUCCAGAGUUUCCACCAAAUCUUCAGUGCUUAGAUGCACACGGUUGUAGUUCGCUGAAGACAGUUUCGAAGCCUCUGGCCCGUAUCAUGCGAACCGAGCAGAACCCUUCCACAUUCAUUUUUACCAACUGUAAGAACCUGGAACAAUCUGCCAAGGAGGAAAUCACAUCGUAUGCCCAAAGGAAAUGUCAGCUGCUGUCAUAUGCUCGUAAACGCUACAAUGGGGGUCUUGUUUCAGAGGCUUUGUUCAGCACUUGCUUUCCUGGAUGUGAAGUGCCUUCAUGGUUUUGUCAUGAAAGAGUUGGAUCAGAGCUAGAAGUAAAACUCCUCCCACAUUGGCAUGACAAGAGGCUUGCAGAAAUAGCUCUAUGUGCUGUAGUCUCAUUCCAUGACUGCAAAGAUCAAAUCAGCUGCUUGUCGGUGACCUGCACCUUUAAAGUAAAAGUUGAAGACAAUUCUUGGGUCUCAUUUACUUGCCCAGUAGGAAGUUGGACCAGACAGGGAGACAAGGUUGAUUCAGACCAUGUCUUUAUAGGCUACACCAGUUGCCCAUAUACCAUGAAGUGUCCUGAAGACGAGAACUCUGAUAAAUGCAGUUCUACUGAAGCCUGCCUUGAAUUUACUGUGACGGGGGGUACAAAUGAGAAAGGAACACUGAAGGUGUUGAAGUGCGGUUUAGGUUUGGUGUAUGCAAAGGAUAAAAUCAAAAACAGUUCUCAUGAAGCAAAGUAUGAUAUGCCUGUUGAAGUGAGCGUUCAAGAAACUUUAGGAGUGGUUGAUGAAGAUGAUAAUGAACGGCCAAAAACGAAGCAAAGAUCAAUAAGGGACGAUAGUAUCCCGUGUCAAUUAGACAUUCAUGCAAGUGUACCUCCAAGGAGUAACGAUAAUUCAGUGGCCAGGCCCAUGCUUGAGAAUCUCCAAGGGCGAGAUGAAUCUGUUCCAGGUUAAGCACAUUCUUACACAGAACUCCAAGUCUUGAUGAAGAAAAUCCAGCAUGAGUAAAGAUGUCAGUCAAGUAGUCAACGUAAUACAGAUGACAUUCACUUUGCAUCCUCAUAGUAAGCAGAAAUCAAAAAGCAAAAAGGGAAACUGAAGAUAUUAGAUCAGAGCUUACCCAGAUUCCAGAAUCUUUAGUGACCUAUCAGCCAUCAUUUUUAUCCUGCUUUUGAGUUGUGUUCACGAGAGCCUGUCAAGUUACAUAGUAGAAAGAUAAUUUUUUUUUAUAAAAUCCUUAUGUUGCUGUUUCUUGGUCAAGUUUAUUUCUGGUUGUUGUUUUUGCUAUCUUUCCGAUUGAGCCCCUAGUAUUUAAGCUUUUUGUAAGACUCUUUUGACGGUUGAAUAAGAAUAUCUUUCUGAUCA
Messenger RNA from Brassica napus (rape), 4215 nucleotides. Its product is annotated as disease resistance protein RPS4-like. NCBI's taxonomy places the organism in Eukaryota, Viridiplantae, Streptophyta, Magnoliopsida, Brassicales, Brassicaceae. Gene Ontology annotation, molecular function: ADP binding. Gene Ontology annotation, biological process: signal transduction; defense response. The coding region runs from base 247 to 3804 and encodes 1185 amino acids. The transcript has 5 exons. The record is from RefSeq and is a predicted model, not a curated record.